AUGCAAAAGUUAAAGCGUAUCUUCUCUCCGAACACAACUUCCCCAGCCACCGAAGACUCGGAGAGAAAAUCGCAAAAAUACAAAACCUUUCGUCGAACAAAUUCUGGUUCCAGUGUGUUAGAUGCUUCGAAGAAGAAAAAGGAUGUUGGUGGUAGCCAUUCUUACCGAAGUGGUGCCCACCGUUCUCUGCAACCGCCACCUAGAAGCGAUUCUGAUGAUUCCAUGAUAAAUCCUGGAACUUUACAUUUGGACAUAAAUGCUUCCCGGAAUAGCAAUGGCAGUAAUAAAAAUGAACUUAUAUCUCAAUUCAACAAUUCACCAUCCGGGCCCCACCCUACCACCACCACUUAUCUGAAACCAAACAACGAAUCAUCUCUCUCAACAACAGCAUCUAACAAAAUCGAAGUUUCACAAUCGCCAACCACUCGACAGAAUGAAGCCGACGAAUUUAUACAGAAAGCAAUACAAUAUCACGAGGCAAAUGAAUUAGAAAAGGCUACUUAUUAUUUUAAAUUGGCUGCUGAUAAGGAUAGCCCUCUGGGAUUAUUCUUAUACGGUAUUUCGUUGAGACAUGGAUGGGGUUGCAAGCCGAAUGUCAAACUCGCAGUGCGAUACCUACAGAGGGCAGCGGAGUCUGCCGUUUCCGACCUUCACACUUCGGUGGCUGCAAAUCCAAGUAUUGCUCGUCAUGAGUUGGUGUUGGCGAUUUACGAAUUAGGGGUAUGUUUCCGUCAUGGGUGGGGAGUGCCAAAGAAUAAACAAUCGGCGGCCUAUUACUUUGAAAUAGCGGCAAAUCUUGGUGAUCCAGAUGCACAGAAUGAUAUAGGAUUUUGUUACUAUCGUGGCGAAGGCGUUAAAAAGGAUAUGAAGAAGGCCGCUAGGUAUUAUCGAAUGGCUGCUGCUCAGGGUUCAGGAAUUCUGGGAAAUUCUUGGAUUUUUAAAACGAAAUAUGACGAAUAA
Messenger RNA from Acaulospora morrowiae, 960 nucleotides. The record is from the annotation of a GenBank genome assembly. NCBI's taxonomy places the organism in Eukaryota, Fungi, Glomeromycota, Glomeromycetes, Diversisporales, Acaulosporaceae.